GCAUGCGCAGUCAGGGCCCCCUCGCAGAGCUCGAGCCUUCUCCUCUCUCUGGUGCCCGGUGUUUGGGUUGCUAAGUGCCGCUGGGCCCCACAGGUGCUGAAAGGCUGGGGUCGUGGACCCCCAUAAGGUGUCAGCAGCACGGAGGUGCAAGGCGUUGUCGAGGGUGCGGGGCCGGGGGCUACCAGUGGGGCGCUCCGCCCCGGGCCCCCCGCCGCUGCGCUGGGCCAGGCCCUGGCUGCAGCCCCCGUACCGGCCCCGGCCUCGCAGUUCACGCUGCUGGUGAUGCACCCCUGUGGAGGGCAGGACGAGUCUGCGGCAGAGGGCGUCCUCAGGCCGGCUCCGGCCCUGGGAGACAGCCCCGGGACGGGCAAGUCCAUUAGGUACCUGUGCGAAGUGGCGGGUGCUGGCGAGGAGGAGGCGGGGGAGGACGAAGCCGACCUGCUGGACACUUCGGACGCCCCGGGGGGAGGUGAGAGCACGGCUAGUUUGGAAGAUCUGGAGGACGAGGAGACACACUCAGGGGGCGAGGGCGGCAGCGGGGGAGCCCGGAGACGGGGCAGCGGCGGGGUCAGCAUGAGCAAGACCUGCACCUUCGAGGGUUGCAGCGAGACCACGAGCCAGGUGGCAAAGCAGCGCAAGCCUUGGAUGUGCAAGAAACACCGCAACAAGAUGUACAAGGACAAGUACAAAAAGAAGAAAAGUGACCAGGCCUUGAACAACAGUGGGGGCGCUCAGCCUGGCAGCGCGGGGAACAUCAGACUGGAGGAAAGUACAGAUAACAUACUCUCCAUUGUUAAACAAAGAACAGGAACCUUUGGGGAUCGUCCUGCAAGACCUACUCUUUUAGAACAAGUGUUAAAUCAAAAGAGACUGUCAUUACUAAGAAGUCCAGAAGUGGUGCAAUUUUUACAGAAACAACAACAACUAUUAAAUCAGCAAGUUUUGGAGCAAAGACAGCAGCAGUUUCCGGGAACAUCAGUGUGAAAGAAUCUAUCAAGAAGAUCUACAUGUUUUUUAUUUUGUUGUAGUAGAUGGACAUAUUUUUAUACUAAAGAUAAAUGGGGUAAGACAUGCCAGUGAAACACAUAAGCAGUCAUUUUCCUGUACAUGUGUGUGUGCAUUUGGGGAUAAAUAAGUAUUGCACUUUGUGCCUCUGAUCCUUCAGAUUACCAUGAAUUUGAAGAAACAGCUUAUCUUUCCAAAAUAACAUUUAAUUACAGUAGUUUUUUUAAAUAAAGUGUUGCUCUUCAGUCAUCGUUACUGAAGGUAAUGGAGCAGUCACUUUCUGUGGAAGUCAUAAAAUUAAUAGAUUCUAAUCUUUGAUCAUUCAGCUCAGUGAUUCUUAUCAAGGGUCAGCUGGAAAUGUAUGGGUAUGUUUUUGGUUGUCCCAGUGACCUUGAAAACUAGUUUUUAGUGAAUGGGUCAGGAAUGCUAAGUUUUCUACACUGUCUGGAAUGACCUUUCAUGACUAAUAAUUAUCUUACCCACAAUGCCAGUAAUCCUUCUCUUUAGAAACACUGAUACUUGCCAUACUACUUGUGAUAAAAUGUAGUCAGGGCACCAAGAAUUGGGUUCUUGUGAUAACCUUUUCUUUGCAGUUAAGACUGGAGCUGUCAAAGAGGUAAGCGUAUUUUAAAUGUGUAAGGAAAGUGGUGAUUGUUACUAUUGUGAAAUUAGAAUGUGCAGUUCUUUUCAGACGUGCUGAUAAAACUUAGGAGAGGGGUUAUCUAAGUACACUGGAAUGAAAGCAUCUCCUAAAGUUGGCUUCUCACUUCAUGUUACCUAUUAGGGUUCAUCUCUUUUAAAGCAGACUUCUGUGUUGAAUACUGAACAGUAUAGAUGCAUCUCAUUCCACCAAUGUCAGGACAAAAAAAGAUAUUAAUACCCAUUUCCUUUUCAAAAAGAGAUUCUGAAAGUAAAAAUAAUACUCCCAACAUUUUGUCAGUGUUUUCUGAAACUGAGCUAAUUUAAGAUCAUGUUAAUCCUAAAGUAAUGUUCACAGAAUGAUGGGUAACUGGAUAGGUGACUUUUUUCUUGUACCUUCUCCUAGGCAGACUUUUAAAAAGCAAACCUACCAAUAAGAGUAACAAAUUAAAUGUCAAGAGAGGGUUUCUAAUGUUAGAUAAUGAAUUUAUGUCUCUUAAGUUUAACUGUGCAAAAAUGUGUUUGUUUCUUGGGUUUUAAGCCCUGAUAUAUCAAAUUAAACUCAGUCAUGGCUGUUCUAAGAAGAGAAAGAAUAAUUUUGUUUAUUUUUUAUGUGUGUUUUUACCUGCCUGUCUGUGCAAAAACACAGAUUUCACCAAAAUUAUCCAUUAAAGCCCAGUGGUUGACCUUUGA
Messenger RNA from Suricata suricatta (meerkat), 2337 nucleotides. RefSeq names its product regulatory factor X associated protein (gene RFXAP). The record is from RefSeq and is a predicted model, not a curated record. Gene Ontology annotation, cellular component: nucleus. NCBI's taxonomy places the organism in Eukaryota, Metazoa, Chordata, Mammalia, Carnivora, Herpestidae. Gene Ontology annotation, biological process: regulation of transcription by RNA polymerase II. The transcript is spliced from 3 exons. The coding region runs from base 283 to 984 and encodes 233 amino acids.